Rhipicephalus sanguineus (brown dog tick) is the source of this 2486-nucleotide messenger RNA. Its product is annotated as transducin beta-like protein 3. Gene Ontology annotation, biological process: endonucleolytic cleavage to generate mature 5'-end of SSU-rRNA from (SSU-rRNA, 5.8S rRNA, LSU-rRNA); endonucleolytic cleavage in 5'-ETS of tricistronic rRNA transcript (SSU-rRNA, 5.8S rRNA, LSU-rRNA). NCBI's taxonomy places the organism in Eukaryota, Metazoa, Arthropoda, Arachnida, Ixodida, Ixodidae. Gene Ontology annotation, cellular component: nucleolus; small-subunit processome; 90S preribosome. Gene Ontology annotation, molecular function: protein binding; U3 snoRNA binding. The record is from RefSeq and is a predicted model, not a curated record.
UUUAAACGGUGAUUAGCGUGGUCUCUUUGCUACAAUGUCGAGGUCUGAAUUGAAAGAAAGCUACAAGGUUCAGGCCAAGUACGACGCCUUCUAUACUGGGCGAUUUGUUGAGGUAAUGGCCGGAAAAGGUGGUUACCUCUACUGCCACGGUUCCAGUGUCAAGGUGCUCAACGUCGAAGAUGGCAAAGUGUCGAAGUCCUUUGACUUGGGUGACGACGAGGAUGUGACAACCUUUACCGUAAGCCAAGAUGAAACCACGCUGGCAGUGAGUGGAAGGAGUGGGCUGCUUCGCCAAUGGGACCUAGAAGCGGACGUCCUGACCAGGACCUGGAAGUCCUUUCACCAAGGCCCCAUAUCAUGCAUGGUCUUCGACUCAACGAGCACGCUCCUUGCGAGCGGCGGAUGCGACUCCACAGUCAAGGUGUGGGACAUCAUCCGGCAGUACUGCACGCACCACCUACGAGGAGCACAGGGUGUUUUCAGCGUCGUUCGAUUCCACCCUGAUGCUCAAGUGGGCCGGCUGUUUGGAGCAGCUGACGACUAUCACAUUCAUGUCUGGGACUUGUCCAAAAGCACUCUCGUGGGCUCCCUCGAGGGUCAUUUCUCAGUUGUCACCGACCUGCAGUUUCUAGAAGGAGGAAGUAGACUGCUCAGCUCAAGCAGAGACAAGGUUGUUAUUCUGUGGGACACGAUCAAGCUGUCGUCGCUGAAAACUAUACCAGUCUACGAGUCUGUCGAGUCUUUGAUCAUUGUGCCCGACUCUUCCCCAGUGAAGUUCAUCACAGCCGGAGAGAAAGGUUUACUACGGACAUGGAACUUGGACACUGGUGUCUGUGCACAGGAACAGGACAAGGGGCCAUCUGACGAGGAAGCUAUCACUCGAUUGCUGCUCUGUCCAGAGCGCAAUGCCCUAGCUGUUGUUACCUAUGAUCAUAACAUCACAUUGCGGUCCCUGAGCAGUUUCGAUGUUGAGAGGCAGUUUGUUGGACACAAUGACGAGAUUCUUGACAUUCGGUUUCUGGGACGAGAGGAAUGUUUCCUGGCAGUGGCUACAAACAGCCCCCUUGUACGGAUAUUCGAGAGGGAGACAUUCAACUGUAAGCUCUUGAAAGGCCAUACAGACACUGUGGUGGCUUUGGACACAUUCGCGUCUGAUCCCACUCUGCUGGCCACAGUCUCCAAGGACAACACAGUGAAGUUGUGGAGGCAGCAAGAUGACGGCUACAUCGAGUGUCUCUUCACGGGAAAAGGGCACACUCAGGGGAUUGGAGCUGUUGCAUGCUCUCAUCUUUCAGCCUCCUUCCUGGUGACAGGGUCCCAGGACACUACCCUAAAGCUGUGGACUGUGCCGGAACGGCCACGGGUGAUAGCAAUAGUGGACCCUUGUGCUGGUGCACCGAUGACUUCCAAGCUCACGGUUGCUGCACACGAGAAAGACAUCAAUGGCUUGGCUGUCGCACCUAAUGACCAACUGAUCGCCUCAGCAUCCCAAGACAAGACUGCAAAGUUGUGGAAUGCAGCCGACCUUAGCCUUCUGGGCACAUUCCGUGGACACCGGAGGGGUGUAUGGUGUGCCAGCUUCUCUCCUGUUGACCAGGUGCUGGCCACUUCGUCUGCUGACACAACUAUCAAGCUUUGGUCUAUAUCUGACUUCUCUUGUGUCAAGACAUUUGAAGGUCACGAGUGUUCAGUGCUAAAAGUGGUCUUCUUGGCUCAUGGAAUGCAGCUUCUUUCGAGUGGUGCCGAUGGCAACUUGAAGCUGUGGAAUGUGAAUGCCAACGAGUGUGUACAGACGUUGGACGAACACGAGGACAAGGUUUGGGCACUCGCCGUCAGCUCUGAUGAAUCUCUACUCAUUACUGGUGGAGCUGACUCCACCAUAUUGGUCUGGAAGGAUUGCACAUCGGAAGAGAGACAGGAAGCACUGGCAAAGCAGGAGGAGCUGAUACUACAAGAGCAGCAGCUUAGCAACUUAUUGAAGGAAAAGAAGUGGACCAAGGCCCUACAGCUCGCACUGAGGCUUGAGCAUCCGUUCAGGGCACUAAACAUCAUCAAAGAAAUACUCUUGGAGGAUGAAAGUGACGAGAAGCUGACAAAAGCCUUGUCUCCACUGAGAGAAGACCAAAUAGACCUUCUACUCAAGUUUGCCUCCACCUGGAACACAAACAGCAAGCACAGUGCAGCGGCGCAGGCAGUUCUCAAUGUCGUGCUCAAGUCGUACUCUCCGAAGCGCCUGCUGGGAUUGCCCAACAGCCGUGCCACCAUUGAAGCUUUCAUACCUUACACAGAGCGGCACUUUCAGCGCAUCAGUAGGCUGAAGCAGCAGGCGAUGUUCUUGGAUUACCUGUGGUGCAACAUGAAGAUGGCGGGCCUCAGCACAGGAGAGCCGAGGCCUGAAUAAGGCAUACAUGAACUGUUCAGCACAGCCACCGUAUGUUAUGUACUGUUAUAAAUAAAAUGUAUAUUUUACGAUUCCGUCACAAGGG